AAGUCAUCUCGCUGCAAGCGAUGCCGAUGACAUCGCCUCCACCCAGGCAAGGACGUUGGACGACUGUUCGCAGAAUGUGUGCAUGCUGCGAACAUUCACUGCUAAAAGCCAGACCUUCCACAAAGUAACCGCCGCAUGUGUGCGGUCUCACCCUGCGAGCACAGGUGUCACGAUGUACUGCAGCUGUAUACCGCGUCGUCGCACACGAUGGGGUCGCUUGAUGGGUACCAUCUGUCGUGUGCUUCCCGCGGCCGAAUACUCCGGCGAGGGGCAACGAUUCAGAAACCAGAUCCUACUACCAGCCUUACUGGGGAACGAUAGUCCGGAAGCAUUGGCCCUCAUGGAUGGGUCUCGGAUCUCACCGCCCACUUUCACGCGAGACGAAUCGACUAUGCAGACAUGCUGUAUUGGUGGCAAUCAUCAUCAGAACCAGCGACAUAAGCCAGAUGCGCCUACCCUUUAGUCUUCUUGACAUGACGUUUGGCGGAUGAAGGACAAGUCUGUCUGUAGCAUGGGCCGGAACACGGAGACGGGCCAACGUGGCGCUGCGGCCGAGGGAAGGCCCGCACGGUUGCCGCUGGCAAGGAUCGUGAGAGGCUUGGCACACGCAGAUCGUUGUAUAGCGCGGCGCGUAAGCCGGAAACGCGAGUGGUUACUUUAGCCACUUCCCUCAUCGAUGC
Baudoinia panamericana UAMH 10762 is the source of this 680-nucleotide messenger RNA. RefSeq lists its product as uncharacterized. The coding region runs from base 83 to 463 and encodes 126 amino acids. The record is from RefSeq and is a predicted model, not a curated record. The transcript has a single exon. Lineage: Eukaryota; Fungi; Ascomycota; Dothideomycetes; Mycosphaerellales; Teratosphaeriaceae.